Pseudocercospora fijiensis CIRAD86 is the source of this 2856-nucleotide messenger RNA. RefSeq lists its product as uncharacterized. The record is from RefSeq and is a predicted model, not a curated record. NCBI's taxonomy places the organism in Eukaryota, Fungi, Ascomycota, Dothideomycetes, Mycosphaerellales, Mycosphaerellaceae. The transcript has 6 exons. The coding region runs from base 1 to 2856 and encodes 951 amino acids.
AUGACGACCCUUCCGACGAGCGAACGAUGCGUCGUUGCCGAGAUUCACCAUCACGACAAGUUCAAAAAGUUCGUUGCCAUCACCGAAACCAGCUGGAGGGACUCACUCGAAAGCACAAUCCAAAAAUCUGAUCCCGGCGCCUGGCGCCAGACUGCCAAAGUUGCAAGAAGUCCCGCAAUCAACAGCCCUCGCUACCCACAUAGUAACAACAUCUCCAGUUCCGACCGCCACAUGGAGUCUCUGUCAGACCUCGCUUUCACCCAAUCAAUAAGAACCAGCAAGCAAGCCCUUGGCGGCCGCAUGGAAUACUCCAACCUCUACCUCAUCCACGCCGCCUCCGCAAUCCUCGACCCAUGGAUCCCAGUCCUCAUCAUCAGCACCGCCGCCAACCUUCCCACCAAAACCGCCAUCACAAAUUUCGAAAACCUCACGACCACUCCUUCUUCUGGCAAAAUCUUAUUCAUCGGAAACACCGCCGACGCCGUGACGCCGAAUUUCAACGCGAAGCAGAAGCUUCACGAAGCGUUCGAGGGUUCGGGACUUUUCACGAUUGAUGGGGCGGGGCAUUGUGCUGGGAAUGCGGAUCCGGAGAGUAGGUGUGUUGCGAAGUGGAUUGUGCCGUUCUUUGAGGAUGGGAGGAUGCCGUCGGGGAACUUGACUUACAACAGACAUCGCAAUAUCACAAUCCAAAUGCGCUUCGCUUCCAACUUCGCGACAGGCCUAUCGGCUCUCGCCACCACAACUCUCCUACAAGACAACAAGUCCAACAAGGCCAACAAGGCCAACAUCAACAACAACAACAACAACAACAACAACAACAACGCUUCUCCGACACGCUUUGCCUCCUCAAAGAUGGCCGACCCACCAAGCUACACGGCCUCCACCUGUGACUUAAUCUGCCGAAGUCGCAUCGUAUUCCCCGUGGUCUACGCCUCCUCCACCAUCGGCAUAUCCAUGGCCAUGACCGCGCAAAACUCCUGGGACUGGUGCAACGCCAACUCGGAAAUGUGCAAAAGCUCAAUCACCAGUACCUGCAACAUGAUCUCGGAAAAACUCGUCCGCGACUCCCGACCAACCCUCCUAGACGACAAGUGCGACGACAACUGCCUUCUCCGAGAAUUAGAGACUUCUUCCCAGAAAGCUGCGUUCUGGGCUAUGGAUUGGGCCAUCGGCGGAAUCAACGGAACCGGGGCCGGAGAUGUGGAUCGUGAUCUGAUGGAGAUAAAACGAUAUCUCGAGAAUUCGAGACGUGAUUCCCAAAUGGCGGAAAUUGUCACGGAGAAGAAUUUGCUGUGGAUGGAGUGGCCGACGAUGUUUGAGGAGAGGCUGCCGAUUGGUGGGGAGGAUUGGAAUGGAGUUACGGGGGAUGCGAUUAUGCUUUUGGCGAGGUUUUUUGAUGCGAAAAGGGAAAUCCCGGGAAGCGUUGAUGAUAAGAUUUUGUUGCCCGGACCAUGGCUGAAAACGGACUCUUCGGGUUUCGCAAAGAUGUGGGAACGGCUUGCCACGUAUCGCGCUGCUGAUGUUCGAAACUCCUGGCUGGGAAAGAUGGCCAGGGCUGUAUAUGAAGUGGUUCAGAGCGGGGAUGUGAAGUCUCGAGAACAGUCUCCCACAAUCUUCGAAGCAGGACGCACUACAUUCCCGACUUGGACGGGACCUUCUGGAAUCUCGCCAAAAGACUUCAUCUUCAUCGCAAAUCAUGUGCCUGGGGAGAAAAUUCCGGAUUUCGAAGCCACCUUCUCACGUCAUGGCAAUGAUGUUGCUAAACGAGCCGUGACUGGGGAUCCUAUUGUUGAUGAAAUCUUCAUGGUUGAGAAAUAUGAUGUUCAUUCGAAUACGCACUACAGUCGGUAUUGCAUGGAUGCCGCGGCUCCUGGAGAAAUUCGUGGCGAUUACCGACGUUGGGUGGAAGUGGAUGGGCAAGGACUUCCUACUACUGAGCCUCCGACACACUUCUGGUUGCACAAGAGUCAGCUGAAGAAAGUCGUGCCAGAUGACUUCAAGCCUAUCGAUGUCUCCAAAGAGGUGGACGCAGGUGAAGGUCCUUCCACUCACAAUGUCGAUGCGGCCAACCAGCCUGCGGUCGCCGUCCAAGAUAAGCUGGCCUCCACUUACGAGUUCGUCGCUGAGGAAGCAAUGGACAAAUUGCGUGUCGCAAUCCCCAUCCUCCGAGGCCCUGACAAGAUUGCUUACAACAUCGUCAAAGCAUCGAAGGGCAAGUCGAAGAACUUGUACGGAGAUUUGCAUGGAGUCUUGCAAUCCGAUCCAAGAGAUCCUAUCAGGCAGACCAAGAUGGUCACCGCAGAGGAACAUCUUCAGGAUCAAUCGCCUGAACUAUUGGAGGACGAGCCCAUGAGUGAUGCGAUUAAGCAGGGUGAGGAAGAGGCGGAGGAGAGGGCGAAGAAGCAGAAGGAGUUGGAGAAGGAGUACUUGAAAGGGCUUGAGGACCUCCUAUCCUCCCUCCCCUCGAUCCACUCCCUCCUAUCAACCCACCAGAUCAAGUCCCUCAACCUCAACCUCUCCCUGAGCCAUGCCACCCGCCAACGAACUGUUAUCCACCUGGAGUCCAACCGCCACCAUCACCUCCGGAACCUCCUACGAUUCCAGAUCCCCCGGAACCUGCGAGUCCAGGUUUUCCGCCAAUUGUACCGCCUAUACUUCCGAUUCCGCCGUUAUGGCCUGGACAUGAUGAUGAUGAUGAUGAGGAUUCUUCGAGUUCGAGAAUGUCUUGCCUUGGUUGCAUCCUUUGAAUUAGAGAAGGAAAGUGAGAAUGCUGUGAGAAUGCAGCUUGGCCAAGUCGUGGACGUCUGCUUCGACCUCAUCGUCAAAGCGUGCUUCAUGCAGACGCAAAACGAAUAG